This is a messenger RNA of Strongyloides ratti, 426 nucleotides long. RefSeq names its product NADH dehydrogenase [ubiquinone] iron-sulfur protein 6, mitochondrial. The coding region runs from base 1 to 426 and encodes 141 amino acids. Lineage: Eukaryota; Metazoa; Nematoda; Chromadorea; Rhabditida; Strongyloididae. The transcript is spliced from 2 exons. The record is from RefSeq and is a predicted model, not a curated record. Gene Ontology annotation, biological process: mitochondrial electron transport, NADH to ubiquinone.
AUGAAUCGAACUUUAACUAAAACUACUCCUAGUUUUUUUCAGUAUUUUCAAAGAUUUAAAGGUUCGAAUCCUAAAGUUGGUCUUCCGGCACCUGUAGAUAUUAAUAAAAAUAAUGCUGUUUUUGACGAAAAAACUCAUACAGGACAGGCAUGGGAUCAAUCAGAUUAUCGUUUACAAAGAUUUCACACUGCUGAAAAAAUGGUAAAUCCAAAUAUUGCAAUGGAUCUUAUUGCACAAGUUCCUUCAACACCUUGUGAAGAAAAUGUUGUUUCAUGUGAUGGUGGACAUCCAGCUCUUGGACAUCCAAAAGUUUUCAUUAAUUUAGAUAAGCCUGGUAAUCAUGCAUGUGGAUAUUGUGGACAAAGAUUUUAUAAUACACAUGUUACAAAAGAAGAACAUAAGAAUAUUAAUUACAUAAGUUGCUGA